Notodromas monacha is the source of this 3884-nucleotide messenger RNA. The record is from the annotation of a GenBank genome assembly. Lineage: Eukaryota; Metazoa; Arthropoda; Ostracoda; Podocopida; Cyprididae.
GUUCUUUACCUCACUCUCAGCGUGGAGCUCUCGAAUAUACAAAAGUACUUGAAAUGUCAAGCAUUUUGAGAAAAAUGACUCACAAAAACCCGGAAAAGAAAUUUAUUUACAAGGUGAUUUUUGUGUUGCUAGUGAUACUGAUACCGGGUGGAAGGUCGAAUGAUGGUGAGAAAGGAGCGUUGCAGACAAGUGAUGGUGAAAGUUUGGAAAGUAGACAAGAGGACCUGGAUGUAAACAAAAUUAUCAAUGGGGCCUUGGUUGCCAUCAACCUGGCCAUGGCACUUGCUGCAGUGGCAGCUUCCAUUCAGGGAAACAUGACUACAACUACCACUACACCAAGGACUCACAGAGAAGUCACAGGAGGACAUAGAAGAACGACGCCAAGGCAUCGUCCAAUAGUAGCUCAUUUGGACACAGAUGCCAGAUAUUUAUUUGUUGAGCCAGUGACGCAACUUGGAAAAUAUCCAUGGGUCACCCGGUUGACUUGUCACAAUAUGUUUGCUGGGUCAACCACUUGUUUUGGUGUAUUGGUAUCCAGGAAUGCUGUCUUGACCUCGGCUCAGACACUCAUUGGAGGUACAACAGAACAUCCAAGACAUGGAAGUCAAGAGGUAUCAAGACAUGUGGUGCCACAGGAAAUUGUUGUCCACAGCAAGUUUGAUGAACUCACCUUGGCCAAUGAUGUGGCUUUAGUGAAACUGGGGGAUCCUUUGAAUCAUGAACCAACUAUUGUUUUGGACAAUUACUCUGACCAAAACCUGAAACUUCUACCAUCUGACUCUGCUGAUGGAAAACUAGCCAUGCUGGCAUGGGGAACAGGAAACUAUGGGUCUAAUUACUUGAAGACAAGCCAAACAGGUCUGAUUGAUGCAGAUAAGUGUGUGGAAAAGCUGAAAGAGGAAAGCACUGGAGGACCAUUGAUUGAAGAAAAUGGCUCAGAAACUGCUCUGGUGUCCAUUCAUUCUUACACAGCAGUGGGAAACCAUUCAGAAAACAACAUCAGGUAUGAUGGAGGUCAUCGAGACAAUUGCUUGCUGGCGGGAUCUUGGCUUUUGCGUGGCACCGGGCAAACUCGGAAAACGGGAGAGUUGCCAGCUGGAGAUGCGAUAAAGGGGCCAUUUCGAGUUUCUGGAACAGCAGAAACGCCGACUACAACGGUUGCUUGGAAUGGUGAGAAACCCGAUGGGAGCGACUCCUAUGCUUGGCUGGCCGCAACAACUUGCUUCUUCAGGAAUAAUGCUGAGAAAUUCUGUUCUGGUGCUCUCUUGUCAAAAUCCAUUGUGCUGAACAGUGCUUUCUGCGUCAGCCAAGGACCAAGCUUUGAGGUGAUGCAAAAAAUCGUCAAGACCUACGGUUGCGAAGUUUGGCUUGGAGUGAAGAAUUUCAGUGAGCCAAGCAAAGACGUCAUUAUUCGGACAGUUGAGCCUGAUAAUAUCCUGAUUCAUCCUGAUUAUGACCCAAGAAAGCUGAUGAAUGAUUUUGCAUUAAUGCUGCUCUCUGCACCUGUGUCUCUGGAAGACAGCAACCUGACAACUAUUCAACUAUUCAACCCAGAACUGGAGGGAGAACCUUAUCAAUUUGAAAUAGUUGGUUAUGGAGUUCUGACAUUUGCUGAAGCAAACAGUGACUUUGAGGUGAUGCAAAAAAUCGUCAAGACCUACGGUUGCGAAGUUUGGCUUGGAGUGAAGAAUUUCAGUGAGCCAAGCAAAGACGUCAUUAUUCGGACAGUUGAGCCUGAUAAUAUCCUGAUUCAUCCUGAUUAUGACCCAAGAAAGCUGAUGAAUGAUUUUGCAUUAAUGCUGCUCUCUGCACCUGUGUCUCUGGAAGACAGCAACCUGACAACUAUUCAACUAUUCAACCCAGAACUGGAGGGAGAACCUUAUCAAUUUGAAAUAGUUGGUUAUGGAGUUCUGACAUUUGCUGAAGCAAACAGCGGUGUUCAGCCUUACUUGGUAACAAUGAUCACAUCAUCCGACUAUCAAGGGAAUUGCCUUUCGCAGUGGCGAUGUGUUAAUAAACAAACCAUAUUCAAUUCUAAAGAACACUCCUGUCUCUUGUCAGUUGGCACAGGAGAACCAGUUUCUUGCCCGGGGGACCUCAAGGGAGUAAUCUUGAGUGGAUCAGGGCCUGGUGCCACUUUGUUUGGCUUCAAUGCACCUGUGCUGGGAAUGACCCAAAUAUUGACAUGCCCUGUUUUUGCGAAUCCUGCUGGUUCCAGCAGUGGUGAUUCUACAGGCAAUGCGAAAGCAAGAGAUUUCAUUCCUUUCUUGAGAUAUCUAUUUGCUCCCAUGACAGAUUUUAUGAAUGAUAAUGGUUCAGGACCACUGACCCAAGCUCAGGAAAAACGCAGUGGUGAUGAUCAUGCAGCUCUGACAGUGUUGUCUUACCCGUUGAUUACUGUGAUGGAAUUGUCCCUGGUGAAAAGGAAAUUAGCCGCCUCAUUUUUACGUACCCUUCUCCGGCCACUGGAGAACUGGAAAUCUCUUCGUCGAUUUAAUGCUCCGCUUUCGGUGGGCAGCAAGAAUUUUCACCAUGCAUCAGUGAUAUCUCCUUAUGAAGUGACAAAGAUACUUCAAGCGCACGAAAAGGCCUUUCAUGUUGGCUCUGACGAUGUUUCAGUCAUACAAAGUUUCGAAAUGAACCAGUUGCCAUCCAAUGACCCAAUUGAAGACUAUCAUCUUCAUGCAAAAUGCUUGCUUACUCCGGGAAUGCUGUUCGGAAUCUUCGACGGGCACGGAGGUAAUGCGUGUGCAAGGUUCAUCGCCAAACGCCUUUACACGUACAUUGCAACCGCGUUGCUUCCGUAUGAAGUUCUUGAAUCUAAGGCAAGGAGCCUUGUCAUGAACUGCGACAGAGAGCUUUUGCAUUUUUACAAUGCAUGUGACCGACCAACGGAGGAUCUGACAAGGAACAAAUUUUUCCGUGCAAAUUAUUACUCUUUCAUCCAGGAAUUGCUCAAAAGUGAUCAUCAUGAAAAAGACCAUCAUGAAAAGGUCGAAGAUGCUUUGACGAAAGCUUUUAUGUGGGCCGACGAAGGCCUGAGCAAAGAGCUCAUAGAUCGUGGGAGGCUGGAAGGAGGUUUGAGGUCUUCGAUCCCCUUGAGUGUGGCAUUGUCGGGUUGUGUGGCGUGUGUUGCGCAUGUUGAAGGUCCGCACAUACACGUAGCAAACUCCGGGGAUUGUUCAGCGUAUUUAGCAGUGGAGUAUUCAAGUGGACAGGGAUUAAGAUGGAUUCCCCGGAAACUCACCCGGGAUCAUACGUGCGAUAAUGCUUCAGAAGUCGAACGAAUCUACAGCGAACAUCCGGAAAGUGAGACCGACAACGUUCUUAGGAAUGAUCGCUUGUUGGGAGAACUGAUGCCAUUAAGAGCAUUUGGAGAUUUCAGGUUCAAAUGGAGUCAUGAGACGCUAGUCGAAGUCCUGCAGCCUGGCUGUGGAGGCUUGGUGAUACCUCCUGCAUACAUAACCCCUCCAUACCUCACAUGCCGGCCAGAAAUAUUCUAUCAUAGGCUUUCACCAGAAGAUAGUUUUUUCGUCAUGGGAUCUGAUGGCCUUUGGGAACUAGUGAGUCCCAGCGACGUAGUGCGAUGGGUUGGCAGUCAUCGGUACAGUCCUGUGGUUUCACGGCAGCCGGAAUCCAUGGAAAUUUUGGAUUCCGAAGGAAACACGAUGUACUUAUCAAAGCCUGGUGAAGUCGUGGAUGCAAAUGGCUCCACCCAUCUCAUACGCAGUGCUCUAGGAAAAACGGACGGUGGCAUUGAUCAUUUGCGCUUGGCGGAGUCUCUCACAUUACCUCAGGAAACUGUGCGACUCUUUCGCGACGAUAUUACCGUCGUCAUCGUUUACUUUGACCCUGCGUAUUUGGAUUGCGCCGAUUGGUACUGA